Messenger RNA from Phytomonas sp. EM1, 1272 nucleotides. The record is from the annotation of a GenBank genome assembly. NCBI's taxonomy places the organism in Eukaryota, Euglenozoa, Kinetoplastea, Trypanosomatida, Trypanosomatidae.
AAAAAGGUUCAAUGAUUUUGCAUUGAAACGAAGAAAUGUGUGGUAUUUAUUCAAAAAUGGACUAAUAACAUUCGUUUGUGGAGUUAUCAUGCUUCUCUGAGAAUGGUCGCUACCAUCUGGGGCUGGAUGUGAUGCCACACCUCCCUCACAGACGUAUAAAUUUUAAGACACUAAUCUUUGCAGAUGUGUGAACUUGCUGAAUAUCUCAGUGCUCUACAACUAUCAUGGGAUUCGUGGACUCGAGUCCUCACAACUGGCGACUUUCCCGGUGUACAGUUCUGUGCCGAACGUGCUGAGAUCUGCAUUAGGAAAUAAAUCGUUGACUGCUUUUGAGCUCUGUUAUCAUUCUUGUUUGAAUUCAAGCAGGAUGAAUAAAGAGUUCAUCGGUUUGCUGCUCAGAUUAUUAGGAAAUGAAUAGGUGUGAAGACGGUUCGACGUCAAUGUUGAAUAUUCCAGCAACGAGUAACCCGACUGCUGAAGCAACCUGGUCCCGUACUUGUGCAUGGCUUGAAAAACAUUAUCCCUAAGGGUUGAAGUGAGUAAAAGUAUAGGUAAAAAAAAAGAACAUGAACAACAAUCUCAUAAGUACUAUAUUUACAUUUACAAAUGUACAAAAUUAAAUCUAUUUGGGGCAACCUGCACCUGCUUAUUUUCACUGCAAUCUUCAGGUUUACUAAAGGGCUGAACUCGGCUGACGUAAAUAGAAUGCGACGCGCAUUCCCCUCCAUUGUGCACGGGGCGCCAUUCUCCUUGAUUGCCUAUAGUGCCAAUAGUAGCACCUAUUUUGGCCGCAAGAUUUUGCCUUCCCAAACGAUGCUCUCCGUCGCCUCGUUGCGCAUGUCGUGUAGGGGGAUGCACCUGUCAGGGGUGUGUCGGGCUCGCCGCAUGCGUUCAGGGCGCCGUCCACGGCACCGUGAACCGGCCGAGGGGGACUGGGUAUGCCAGUGCGGGGAAGUGAAUUAUAAAUCGAAGCGGGAGUGCUUCAAGUGUGGCGCGCCCGCACCGCCGCUGCCACCUGGGGUGCGACCCCCCACGCUGCCAGGGGAGGACCCACACGACUGGGCGUGCCCCUGUGGGCAGAUGAACUUCAGGGGGAAUGUCAUCUGUCACAAGUGCAACCAGCCCAAGCCGGUGCCCCCCCCUCUCCCGGGACAAGAGGUGACGUUGUGGACCUGCCCGGGCUGCAAGUCGGUGAAUCGAAGCACGCGGAAGUACUGCUUCAAGUGCUCCGCACCGUCCCCGCUGUCACAGAUGAGCCCAGUUAGGCCGUGA